AUGUCGUCCUUAAAGAAAUCAAGGAAAGCCAGAAAUAUAAUUGAUAACAUUUUCCAUAACUAUCCAAAACUGCCAAAAUUUGGCUUAGCAGAAGAAAAUCUGCCGUUUCAGAUUGGGAAAAAAAUUUCAAUGAAUGAAUAUAAUACGUUUCUUGAUCGCAACGAAUCGUCCGGAUACAAAUUUUCUUGGGAAAACGGAGACGUUUAUAUCGUUGAUAUGGCCAACCCAGAACACGAAGCUGUUGUUAGUUUGCUUCAGGAUUAUUUCAAAAUCCCUAAUGAUGGUGUGUUUAUUGAUCCUCCAAUAAAAGUUUUAGGCCAACCAUUCCAUUGGGAUCCAUCUAAUAACUUAAAGAAAUUAGCAGCGGACGUUACAAUUCACCCAAAUGUGGCAUAUGUUUCACGUCCUGCUGUUCGACAUCCUGGACCUCCCCCUAGCGAUAUAAAGGGAAAUCCACACGGACGAAUAUUUUGUGAAAUAGCGUCAGCUGUGGAUACAGCUUCAUGGAUUAAAAAAUGUGAGAAUUGGAUGCUCGAACAAUACGUGCGAUAUGUUUUCGGUAUAAAGCUUCAUGAUAAAAGAAGAACAAAUGACCGUUCUAUGACAGCAAGGCUGUGGACACGCCAAAUACCAGCACCACUAGGAUGUAUAGCACCAACAAAUCCAGCUUUAGUAGCAGCAGGGGUUUCUGUCCUAGAGUGGGACUUUGGUACCUUACAACUUAAUAGUAAUCAGGCUACCGGUUGUAAUGCUCCAAAUAAUCAUCAAUAUCAAGUUACAAUUCCAGUGUCGGAAGUUUUCUGGGACCCACCGGUCGCACCAGUCACACCAUAUGUAGCAACAAUUCCUGCUACAGCUACAGUUGCUGUUAAUAAUUUCGUUAUCGAUUUAUACAGAAUCCAGCGUGAG
Messenger RNA from Funneliformis caledonium, 909 nucleotides. NCBI's taxonomy places the organism in Eukaryota, Fungi, Glomeromycota, Glomeromycetes, Glomerales, Glomeraceae. The record is from the annotation of a GenBank genome assembly.